Brassica oleracea var. oleracea is the source of this 1257-nucleotide messenger RNA. RefSeq lists its product as uncharacterized. The record is from RefSeq and is a predicted model, not a curated record. The transcript is spliced from 3 exons. Lineage: Eukaryota; Viridiplantae; Streptophyta; Magnoliopsida; Brassicales; Brassicaceae. The coding region runs from base 1 to 1257 and encodes 418 amino acids.
AUGCCGCAUAAUGCUUUCCCGCAAGCAGGCAUUCUUGGGCUGCGACCACAACAGUCUAUGCCUCAAGGACCACACGCCAACGUAGAGCAGAAGCUAGUGCCUACAAUGGACUUUGCAACCGCGUUCAAUACCAUGACACUAAUUGAUCUGACGGAUAAUAAAUGGUACAUGGAUUCCGGCGCCACUGCUCACCUCACCAACACGGCAGAGGGCAACUUCAAAGGUCACAAGUCUAGCUUAGUGGUAAAUGGGAGGUCGCAGGAACAGGGAGUCGACUUCGACGAGACGUUCAGUUCGGUCAAUCAGUUAGACGUGCAAAACGCAUUUCUACAUGGGACUUUGGAUGAAGAUGUAUACAUGUUUCAACCUCCCGGCUUCAUCGAUUCUUCAAAACCAAAUCAUGUUUGCAAGUUGAAUUGUUCUAUCUACGGGUUAAAACAAGCCCCGCGAGCCUGGAAUGCAAGAUUUGUUAACUUCAUUACAGCAAAUGGAUUCAUACAAUGCAAGUCAGAUACAAGCGUAUUCAUUUACAAAAAGAAUGGCUUAAUGGCGUAUCUCAUCCUCUACGUCGAUGACAUUAUCGUGACUGCAUCCAACACCACACUUCGCGACACAAUAAUUCAGGUUCUGAAGUUUGAGUUUCCCAUGACGGACUUAGGCCGCAUAAGUUCGUUUCUUGGCGUCUCUGUGAAGUUGAAUGACAAAGGCAUCUUCUUGAAUCAAUCUCAGUAUGCCGAUGACAUCAUCAAACGCGCCGGCAUGGCUGAUUGUAAACCGUACACAACACCAGUGGAUCUCAAAUCCAAGCUUGGAGACGAUGAUGGCAAACCGGUCGCAAAUGCAAUGGAUUAUCGAAGUUUGGCAGGGGCGUUGCAGUACCUGACUUUCACUCGCCCUGACAUCACGUACGCGGUCCAACAACUCUGCUUGUUCAUGCACGAUCCUCGCGAGCCCCAUCUGGUUGCGUUACACCGAGUAAUUCGUUACUUACAAGGCACGAAACAUAUGGGCCUGCAACUCCUCAAGCAACAGAGCAUGAAGCUCACGGCGUACACUGACGCUGAUUGGGCGGGGUGCCCCUCCACACGAAAGUCGACUUCUGGCUUCUGUCUUUACCUCGGCGACAACCUAAUAUCUUGGUCUGCCAAAAGACAGCCUACGGUAUCUCGCUCAAGCGCCGAAGCCGAAUACAAAGGUGUCGCGAAUGUAGUGGCUGAAUCUUGUUGGCUAUGUAAUCUCCUACUCGAAAUGGGAUGA